AUGUAUAUUUACGACUGGGCCGACCAGAGUCCUCUCGGAGAUAACUACACCUACUGCCGCUCCUGCAACCGCAGCCUGAAGACGUUACAGAGAGGCCCUGUUGAACUCCGGCGACAUGCGGACACUAACAAACACAAGAAGAGGACUCGAAUCUACCAGAGGACCGUGAGGCAGAGCCAGCUGUCCGAAACGCUGCAGUGUAGCGACGCCGCCGUUAGCUUCAUCAACAAGCACUGCUACACCGGCCCGGCUAAGUCUGAACACAAGGCUCGACUCUUUGCUCGCUGUCGUUUGGGGUCUCAGUAUCCCAAAGAUAUCACCUCCGCCUGCCAUCACACGCCUUACUGCCUGUACGUGUUCGGAGGGGAGCCGCUGGGAAAAGACGACACCGUGUCCGUGGUCCUCGUUGGGUUUUUUGACGUCGACGCCUCCGGUCAUUGCUUACAAUUUCUGGAUGCUCUUCAGUCAGAGAACAGCGCCGGAGAGAAAAAAACAGCCGCGGCGGUGGUGGAGACGGUGAAGAAGUUCGGGUUGCACACGGAUAAUCUCGUGGCUGUUUAUUCGGAUGACGAUGGAGCGGAUUCAGAGCAGAUCUGCACACAACUCAGGGAACUCAACCCCAAUAUAGUCGCUAUAGGAGGGCUGUACGCCAUCGCUGAUGCUUCCUGCCACGCUGGGAUCAAGGGGCUCUCCAAUCAGGUCCAAGAGUUCAUGGUAGACAUGCACACCCACCACUCCUCCUGCUCUACGAAGAACGAUGACCUCACGGCUGUUUUCGGCUCAGACGAUCCGCUUGAUCUCAACUCCGGCUGCCUUAAGUUCUGCCUGUUAGUCACCAACAUAUUGGACGUAUGGACGGAUCUCAUCGCGUACUUUAAGUCUUGUGACGGCGAAGAUGAGAAAGCCAAGUCCGUCUGCUCCCAGCUGCAGGAUCCCAAAGUCAGAGCCACGUUUCUGUUCCUGCAGCACGCUCUAAAACCUCUGCACAGUUUCCAGAGCCGCCUGCAGACGGAGGAGGAAGUGGACCGAGCCGACAUGCUGCUCAUCCUGCAGGAGGCCAGUAAACUGCUGAGCACCUACACCUCAUACUUCCUCCGUCCUGAGGCUGCUGAUCGCUUCCUCCAGGAACGAGACGCCCAAAUCCUUAAAGACAAGAGUUUCCAUCUGUCUGGUUCUGAGGUCAAUCUGGGAGGGGAAGCAGUGGAAGACUUCCUGAAGGAGUCAGAGGCUCUGUUCGAGGAGGAGGCGCUGUCUUUCUACGCCGCACUCACAGGUUGCAUUGCAGAGAAGCUUCCUCUCGGUGAGGAGACUCUCCGGAGCAUCUCUCAGCUGCUGAACCCUCGGAGCAGACAGGAAGUGACGGGGAAAUCAGUCGGGGAACUCGGGACUUUGCUGGGAAUCUGCAGCUCCGAGGAGGAGGUGGAGAAACUCAUCGCUGAAUUCCUGGAGUACCAGAAGGCUGAGGAAGGGGAGAACUCUGCAGAGGUUCCUCUGGAGGAGCACUGGGCCAGCGUACUGAAGGACACUAGGCCCGGAUCAGGGUUCAGGAAGCUGGUUCUGACCCUGCUGGCUCUGCCCUGUCCGCCCCUGGAGGCUCAGCAGGUUUUUACCCAGGCUCUGGGAGCUGAAGAGGCCACGCUGUUCUCUGAGAGUGAAGCUUUAACAGAAAGUGAUUCUGAGCUCACGUCCGACGGAUUUCUCUCUGAUAACAACCACUGCAAGGACCCCCAAAUCCACUCUGAAGCAAUGAAUGGUCUCAAAGUAAAGCAUUGUGAAGUCCGCCUCACAAAGAUAAACGACGAUGAGAAUGGAGACGAUGGCAAAGAGAUGCCCACUAGGGGAAGUUUUGGCUGGGAGAGCAGCUUGCGGCAGAAACCUCAGGCCCGCGCAGUGUUUCAGGCGGGUGUUAGCUCCUGGUCCGCCCCCCAACCUGUUGAUCAGGACAGCAGAAAGGGUCUGGAGUCCCAGGAAGAGGGG
Notothenia coriiceps (black rockcod) is the source of this 1977-nucleotide messenger RNA. RefSeq lists its product as uncharacterized. Lineage: Eukaryota; Metazoa; Chordata; Actinopteri; Perciformes; Nototheniidae. The transcript has 7 exons. The annotation marks the transcript as partial. The record is from RefSeq and is a predicted model, not a curated record.